Messenger RNA from Lolium perenne, 1017 nucleotides. RefSeq names its product cysteine proteinase inhibitor 12. The record is from RefSeq and is a predicted model, not a curated record. NCBI's taxonomy places the organism in Eukaryota, Viridiplantae, Streptophyta, Magnoliopsida, Poales, Poaceae. Gene Ontology annotation, molecular function: cysteine-type endopeptidase inhibitor activity.
CCACGCACACGCCACACGCAGGCAGUCACCAAGGAAAGCAAAACCGCAACCUCCAGAGCAUGCGCGUUGCUGCAACCCCAACCCGGCCCGUCUCCUCCGCUCCCGUCCUCGCCGCCCUAGCCAUCCUCCUCCUCGCCGGCUCCGCCUCCCUCGCGGCCGGAGCCAUGGCGGGCCACGUCCUCGGCGGCAAGACCGACACCCCCGCCGCCGCCAACAGCCUCGACACCGACGGCCUCGCCCGCUUCGCCGUCGACGAGCACAACAAGCGCCAGAACGCGCUGCUGGAGUUCGUGCGGGUCGUCGAGGCCAAGGAGCAGGUGGUGGCCGGCACCGUGCACCACCUCACGCUCGAGGCGCUCGAGGCCGGCAGCAAGAAGGUCUACGAGGCUAAGGUCUGGGUCAAGCCAUGGCUCAACUUCAAGGAGCUGCAGGAGUUCGUCCACACCGGGGACGCAACCUCCUUCACCGCCUCCGACCUCGGCGCCAAGAAAGGGGACCAUGAGCCUGGAUGGCGUGAUGUGCCUGUACAUGACCCUGUAGUCAAAGAUGCUGCAGACCAUGCUGUGAAAACAAUCCAGCAGAGGUCGAACUCCCUUUUCCCAUAUGAACUUCUUGAAAUCAUUCAUGCAAAGGCAGAGGUUGUUGAGGACUUCGCGAAGUUUGACAUCCUCAUGAAACUGAAGAGAGGGACCAAGGAGGAGAAAAUGAAAGCUGAGGUCCAUAAGAACCUUGAGGGAGCUUUUGUGCUGAGCCAGAUGCAGCCAGAGCAUGAUGAAUCUAGCAGCCAGUGAAGUCUGACAUGUCAAGCUCAUAGUAAUGUAGUUUGUGUGAAGUAAUAAACAGUAAACUUGUCUCUGCACGGGCUUGGUUGUUGAAUGCGGCACGACUGGAGCUCUAUUCCUAACUAUCUGAAACCUUGUUUGGUUGUUGUGUCGAUGUUGGAAUAUGCAACUAAUCUUGUAACUCCUUAAGGGCACUGUUGGCUACUGAAAUAUGACAAGCACAGGUCUUCGGUUA